Molecule: messenger RNA, 1768 nt
Organism: Amborella trichopoda
Lineage: Eukaryota; Viridiplantae; Streptophyta; Magnoliopsida; Amborellales; Amborellaceae
Product: LYR family of Fe/S cluster biogenesis protein
Biological process (GO): mitochondrial respiratory chain complex II assembly
Cellular component (GO): mitochondrion
Source: RefSeq, a predicted model, not a curated record
UUAAGAUUGGAACCUUCUGCAAACAACACCCUUUGCAUCCACUGUAAAAUGAAUGAGGACAGGUGAAAGGAGAGGAGAGGGAAGAAGGCGAGGAAGAGGAGGCAUGGGAACAAGGACGAGGAAGGUGCUCUCAGGUCUGCAGAGAGAGGUGUUGGGGCUUUACAGAGGAUUUCUCCGAGCAGCUCGCAGAAAGGGCCCCGAGGAGCGGUCGGAGAUCGAAGCGGUGGUGCGUUCGGAGUUCCGGAAGAUGGCGGUUUUAGUGGAUGCAAAGGAUUUCAUGAGAGUGGAGUAUUUGUUGCGGAGGGGAAAGAAGCAGCUCGAACAACUCAACACCCCUGAAACCCUCUCCAUCUCGUCCCUUAAACCUCCUUGAACCCUCCCCCUCUCUCUCUUUCUCUAGAUCUCUCUAUCUAGGGGAACCGCAAUAGAAUCAUAGAAAUCUCAGUGGAAUCACCCCAAUGCUUAUUCUCUAUGUUGAUUCAAGAAAUUUCAAAUCUCAGGAAUUUACCGUUUCAUUUGGGUUUCCCUUCUCUCUAUAGGGUUAUCUCUCUCUAGGGGAACCCCAAUAUAAUCAUAGAAACCUCAAUGGAACUAUCCCAAUGCUACUUCUCUAUGUUGAUUUAAGAAAUUUAAAUUCUUUGGAAUUUGCCAUUUAUUGUGGGUUUCCUUACUCUCUGCAGGGGAACCCCAAUAUAAUAAUAGAAACCUCAGUAGAAUAAUCCCAAUGCUGCUUCUAAUGUGUUCAUUUAAGAAAAAAAAUUCAAUUCUUAGGAAUUUGCCAUUUCUUUUGGGUUCCCCUACUCUGUCUCUAGGGGAACCCCAAUAUAAUCAUAGAAACCUCAGUGGAAUUAUCCCAAUGCUGCUUCUAAUGUGUUCAUUUAAGAAAAGAAAUUCAAUUCUUAGGAAUUUUCCAUAUCUUUUGGGUUCCCUAAACCAUAUGGGAAAGUGGAGGGUCUUCUAGAGUAAACUAACCCAGAAAUUUGAGUUGUCCCAUUUGUUCUUCUUGCUGGCCCUUUGUUUUUUGGGAAUUGCUUUUGCUUCCCUUUCUGAUCAUAUGUAAGAAUUUCUAUUAAAAAAUUUGCCAAAUUUGUUCAUUUCCUUGAGGCCUGAACAAUCAAUGUUUUCUUGUACUGGAUCACAUGAACUCAGAUUUUAGGUCUCUGCAUUCCUAUUUCGGCCAUUGUGGAAUCAGACCUGUUUGUUUUGUGUGGGAAUAGCUAUUGGAAUAAAGAGAAUUUAGUGGUGGCCGCAAGGAUAUGGUUCAAUUUAAAUGUGGACGGGGCAGCAAAACACAGUCCUGGAGGAGUUGGAUGUGGUGAUGUUAUUCAUGAUGAAAAUGGCUAAAUCAUUGAGGAUUUGCACCUCUUGAGUCGAUAUGCUUGCUACUUACUAAUGAUCAUGAGGAACUAACUACUAUUGAAAUCAGGAUGGGAUGAGCUGUUGCAGAUUGUAGGUGAAGAAUUAUCCUCUCUGGUUCCAUUCCAUAUUUUAAAGAUCUCAGGUCCAUUCCCGAAGUUCGAAUGUUGUCUUCUCGGAGGCGAAUGCAAUCAUUGCAAAUUAUUUAUUUUGAUGUAAGUGGAUUUUCCAAUUUGAAAGUUAUAGUUUUUUGAUGGAGAAAUCAGAAAGCUGCUGAAGAAAGCAUUUAUAUCAUCUUAUUUUCCUUUUUCUCAUGCAAGAUGUAUCAAGGUUCCCAAUUUUCAGUUUUACAGGCCUUCAUGAGCAUGUAAUUUUAUUUUAAUUCAAUGGAAAUCUUUGGUAGGGUUUUUUC